Molecule: messenger RNA, 5868 nt
Organism: Homalodisca vitripennis (glassy-winged sharpshooter)
Lineage: Eukaryota; Metazoa; Arthropoda; Insecta; Hemiptera; Cicadellidae
Product: myeloid zinc finger 1-like
Exons: 3
Coding region: 134-613 (159 amino acids)
Source: RefSeq, a predicted model, not a curated record
AAGUAAUAGGCUACUACUAGAAUAAGAAUAACCUAAAUAUUAACAAACUUAAGUUUUCUUAUGAGGUGUUUCUUACUUUGUAAAUUUACUUUCAUUUAGCUUGAAUGAUAACCAAUAUUUUGGGAAUUUAGAGAUGCAGCCAACUAACAAUCAGGUGAUGCGACAACGUCAGCGUUUCACUCGCUUUACAUGUCAGAUCUGUGAUAAGGUUUUCGCCACACAGGAAACACUCAACCAGCACAUUGCUACCCACCGGACUCCUGGCAAACUUCCCUUCAGAUGUAACCUGUGUAACGCCCAGUACCCGACGAGGAUGGGACUGGAUCAACACAAGUUGACGUAUCACCGUGGUGGAGGUGGGAAUGCAGGUUGCGGUCAGGGAUCUGAGAUGGUCGCUCCAGUGGUAGAUCUCAACCAGCCAGGUGUCAUCGACAAGUUGACUGCCCUCGGCAUUCGCCACUGUGUCGUCCUCAACCAGAUCGGAGAACAACCUGCUGGUAUCUUCGGGCUACCGAUCGUGUCCAUUGAUGGGGCACGUAACCCUGCACAGAGCAACUCUGGUCGUGGACCCCCUAGCACUUUAUCUCUUGGCCCACCCAAGCCCAUACGAUAGAUCUGCUACUGAAACAAGUUACUGAUUGUUCUAUAAGACUGAACAAUAUAAGAAUCUUAAAAUGAUAAUAGAUAUAGUUAUGAAAUCUUUGCUUGAGUACAGCCAGUAAGCACCCCUACUAGGAUAUGCUGGUGCUGAUUUUUACCUUGUUUUUAUAACUGAAUGUCUUAAUGUUCUAAAUUUAUUUAUAUAGGUUAGUUUCAUUUUAAUGACUUUACAUUGUCUUUUUUUAUUAUAUAAUGCUAUUAUCAUAUGUGAUUUUUUUCAUGGAAGUAAUGAACCGAUUUAAAAAAAUAUUUUACUGAAUUAAUUGUAGUUCUAUAAUUUUAAAGGUCAGUAAGUGUCAAGUGUUCACUCCACAUCAAGUUAGAUGGCUGAAGUUAGUUAGUGAUAGUGUUAUGUAGUAGCUCAAUGUACUGUAAGUAUGUAACAAGCUCAUUAUUGUAUGUAUACAGUUUGACAAUUUCUAAAAUGUGAUGCAAAGGAAAAAUAGCAAAGAACACAUGGUACUUUUCUGGAUGUUGUGUCUGUUGUAAGAAUAAACAUACAGUAAUCUUUAUCAGUAGAAUAAGUUGGUCUGGGGUUUUAAUUCAAUUAGGGUAGAAAUAGGGAAAACUGAAGAGGUUCCCAAGGGGGUAAAAUUACCAGAGUUUGAAAGAACAGAGGUUUCUUUCUUAGAGAAAGUGUGUGUUGUAAGAAUAAGUAAGUCAGAAUGACUUGUAUCAUGAAAAUGUGUGUUUAUCCUCCUAAAUGAUUCUACCCCUAUCUAAUAAUGCUAAAAUCUUCAAAAUGUUGACAAGGGAGUAUGUUUCCGAAGUGGAUUAACAAUAAAUAACUGUUAGUUGAAUACAGUAUAAAUAAAAUUUACUCUGUCCCUAUCUACUAGUAAAGAUUCACUUUCGCUCAGCCACUUCCGGGAAACAAAUAAUAUUUACUCUUUUCAUAUCUAAUUGUGAUUAUUCGCUUACGCCAUUUCCGGGGAACACAAAUAAAAUAUACUCUUUUCAUAUCUAAUUGUGAUUAUUCGCAUACGCCCAGCCAUUUCCGAGGAACACAAAUAAAAUUUACUCUUUUCAUAUCUAAUAUUGUGAUGAUUAGCUUAGUCAUUUUCUUGUAAAACACAUAAAAUUUACUCUUUUCAUAUUUAAUUGUGAUGAUUUGCUUACGCUCAGCUAUUUCCAGGGAACACAAAUAAAAUGUACUCUUUUUAUAUGUUAUUGUGACGAUUCACUUACGCUCAGCUAUUUCCUGGGAGCACAAAAAUUUAAUCUGUCCCUAUCUACUAGUGAUUGCUAACCCUCAGCCAAAUCUCGUUCAGUACUGGCUGAACUACAUUUUUGUUUGUUUACUACAUUAGUAAAUAGUAACAGAAGAAAAUGUAAUUUUUAGCCAAACAUUAUCGUAAUUCACCUUAUGAACAUAUAGUAAAAAUGUAAAGGAUGAGACAUUAGUAGAUAAGGCUUAACACCCUGGUUAACUGGAACAUCCUGGAAGACACAACUCUUAAAUAACAAACAUUUUCAAGAUACAUAUCACUUCGACCAAACUAUUCUCAUAUAAGAUGUAACUCCUUCAAGGAAACAGUCCUGUGUUCUUUCAACCUCCGGUAGUUUCAACCAUCUCCAAAGAGCCUCUCCGGUUUUACUGAUUUUUUGCUGAAAUUUUACUGAUAAGAUUGCUCUCUAUUUAUUUUCAUAGCACAGAAACAACAUUCUUCUGAAAAGAACCACUUGUGUUUAACCCCCGGUAACAUUAACCAUCCUCCAGAAUUUCCUGGUAUGACCAGAUAAUCUCCUUCGUAAAUGAAGCCCCCUGAUCAACUUAAUCAGCUGAUUAAAGAUUAAGUACUCUUCAGGUAAUAAAAACACCUUAUCUAACCCUCUGUGUUGCAGACUACUUAGUACACAGAGUCUAAUCAACUUCCUAGUAUGCUAGAAAAUAACUAUUUGGUACAAUUGUAGCAUAGACGGUGAAAUUGCAUUUCAGAAAAUAUCUGAAAGCUGGUCAGUUUUCAUUUUUACUUAUUCUAACCAAUUUACAAUGUCUGACCAGUGCAGUCUUUUCUCCCAAGCUCUGGAGUGGGCAAACCAGAGGACAUAGCUCAAAUCUGAGGGCAUAAUCGUUUUUAAUUUCCUACAAAAAAGGUCUAGUACCUUUUUAAUUGUACCUCCAACGGUUAAGCCACAAAACGCCUUUAAUACCAAAAAUUUGGUUAAAUCUAGAAAACUAAACAAACUAUGGUCAACUAUUCGUCUCUGAAUUCAACUUAUCACCUAAAUCCUUUUACCCCUGAUUUUGCAAACACUGAAAUAGGUGUUAUGGUACACAUCCUGUACUGACAACACCACAUGUGUACAUUCAUUUUAUUGUAGAAUUCUUUGAUAUUUAAUAAUAAUUAUGGUUUUGAAAUUUUUUAUUUAGGAAUUCUAAGAAUAUCAAGUGACAGAUUUUCAAAAUUAGUUCUCAAAGUAUACUAGUUUUCUCAAUAUAUUUCCGAUUGAUUUUCAGCAAGCAAAACCCAGCUUAUUCAGAUUAUCAACAGUUUCAUCCAUUGGACAGGAUUUGGAACUUGUGAGAUCUUUUCUUUAUAUUAUCAUAAUUUAUUGGCUUGGUGAAGUUUUAAUUUUAUCACAUAAUAUAAUAUGGAUUUGUCAACAUUAUGAGAAUGGCUCUGACAGCACUCAUGAUGGAAACAUGGAGUUGUGUUAAUAUUACUGAUAACCUUGAUAACUUUAAUAACACUGAGUUGCCAGAUUUAGCAGGAGCAUAUACCAUCACUAGUGUCACGAGGCGGAUUGAACUACUAGUACUGGUGAUGCUAUGAUAGUGUCAUAGUGCUUUGUAUGUAGAAAAAUUGUAUUUAUUAAAAUAUUUUAUAUUCAGCAAUUAUGCUAAAUUAAUACAAUAAACUACAAAAAGAGUUUGUUACUAGAUGUGUUAUUUCCCUAUUUUAGGCAUGGCUUGAAUGUGUUAAUAUUAAGUGAAACGUAUUAUAUUUAUUAUAUUUUAUGCGACGAGAUAAGCAUUUUUAAUUAUAUUAUAUUGUCUAAAAUCCUGAUAUAUUUAUUGGAUCUGUUCUGAAAAUAAUAAGAGUUAUAAAUAAACAGGCAGAAAGACUGAUUAAUUUUGAUUUGGUUACUGUUUAUUAAGAUAUUUGAUUGAAAUGACCUUCUAUGUAUGAUAACUACUUGAUCUAAUUAAAAAAUUUUCUUCUACACAACCCAGCUAUGGUGGGAAGGGUCGACUCAAUGCGAAUGUUGAGUUUAGCUCCAGGUCAUCUUCCUCUUACGUGCAGUAUCUGAAAUCUGAUGCUCGAAAAUCUGGUUAUGUUCGUCAGAAGGUAUCCAAAAAUGAUGAUGGUGACGAAGAGGCUCAAAACGAAUUCUUUGCAUUGUUUCGACAUCAUAGACACCUAGACUACAGAAUGUAGUGCAAUCUAGGUUAGGAGGUAUUCUCAUUAUCUCAUCAGGUGAUUGAUCAAUUGAGACAAUGAGAUAGAUUUCAGAUGCUGAACAUAAGAGGAAGGGUGAGUGAGCUACACUCAACAUUUGUAUAAACAAUUAUGUUAUAACCUCUAGAGUAAUGUUGAGGAGGUUGUCAUGUUAGAGCAGAAGGAGCAAAAAAAAUCCCAUUCCUGGCCUCCUCUGGAAAUGUUAACCGGGUGCACAAAACUCACAUAUAGAAACUGUGACUUAUAUUGUCAUAUUUAUUUAAACCAUUGAAAAAUAAGUUGCUGUUACACAAAUUAUUUGUCCAUCAUCUUUAAUACAACUUAUAUUGUAGGGCAUAUACAGGAAACCAGGGCCUAUAGUUUUCAGCGAACCUGGCAAAGUACGAUAACACAAAUAUUGUUGUAGUUAAACUUAUACAUUAAACGUUCAGCAUAAAAUUUCUACCUUAUGUUUAACAUUCUUUAUUCUGAAUCCCUUCACACAAACCUAUAAUACUUAUCCCAAUUAUGCUGUAGUACAUCUCAUAUUGUGAUUUAAAAAUAUUUUGUUAUUAAUUUAUAAUACUUUAAUUUGUUCUAACACACCAAGACAGUAUUUAUUGAAAAUAUAUUUUUGAUUAAAUUAUUUAUUAGGAGGUCGACCUUGAAUUCUAAAUACUUAGUGUUAAACUUUCUCCCAUAAUUGUAGUAAUGGGCUUGUCUGUUGAUGUUAACUCUGCUAUAUAAAUGUAACAGCAAGUGCACAAAAAACAAACUUACAAAGAAAAUGGCAAUUGGUAUCAAUUUUUGAAGUUUUUUGUAUAUUACUCGAUACUCAUCCUCGAUGCUGUACCAAACUUCAGAGUUUGAGUAGAAACUUGAUUUCAAAGAUGAGUCUGUAGAACUUCUUCUUCUUCAUUGGAAAAAUGUCUCUGGUGUAUUUGUAUUAUAGAAUAUGUAUGCCCAUUGUAUUGCUUUUGUCUCAUCUUUUGGGAGGUAUUCUUUAAAAUAAACUUGAAAUUUGGAUAAAUGGUUAAUGAACAGACUUUUCAAUUAUCUUUUAAUACCAAUACAUUUUCUUAUAGUCGUUCAAAGAAGAAAGUAUCUUACCUUGCCAAAUUGUUCUAUAAUAGUAGACGCUCACAGACAUCUUGUAUUUGGUUCUAGUGUUGUUGACAUGCCAUUAUUAAGUAAUGUUUUUGAGUAAAUCAUGGCAAGCAUAUUAUAUUAAAAGUACAAGUAAGCAUAGUAAAAUAGUAACUUUUCUUCCUUACUUAGCAAGACAGGCAGGGCACACUUUGUGCUUGGCAGCAUACUCUUUCAAGGUUACACUCUGCUUCACACUAUUUAAUGUAACAAUCCAGUAGUUAUUAUGUAUUGAAGGAGUAUGAUGUUCAUUGCAGUAUUAACUAGUAUAUUAAUAUAUGACUUCACAUGGUCCACUGCUAAUCCUUAUUUCAGUAUACCUAUUAUUGGAUAUAAGUUAAACUGUUUUGAUCUAAUUUGUAAUUGUUAAGCAUUUAUAAUUAUAUUAAAUGUCUAGAGUGUUGCCAAUAAUUUACUGCCAUCUAGGUUGUAAUCUUAAAUGUCUGCAGAAUCUGAAAUGUAGUUAAAUGUAUAGUUUUUGUGCUAUUUUGUUAUUUGUAUAUAAAUUUAUAGAGAAUAAUUUGGAGUUACAUCUACCCAUAGUUGUUUGUGCAAAAUAAUUGACUAGCAAUUAUAACAAUUUGGUCUCUUUUAUUAAGAUUGUGUAAUAUCUACAAAUUAUUGAAUUGUAUAACUGUAAUUGUAUGUUGAUGAUGAAUAUAAAUGUUCCUGGUUUUUA